AUGGCGCAGCAAAACAAAAAACCUCCCGGUCCAGACCAGUCCCGCAAUGAAUACAUCCCCUCCUUCAUCUCAAAGCGUCCCUUCUGGGCCGAAACCACACAUUCCGACGCCGACUACCUCGAACACCAACGGUUACAAUCCGCUCCCAAAGAUACUCUCGAUAAAGCAAAAUGGUACGACCGAGGCAAGAAACAAGGGCCCGCGGCCACGAAAUUCCGCAAAGGCGCAUGUGAGAACUGCGGCGCCAUGACUCACAAGACAAAAGAAUGUCUAGGCCGGCCGAGGAAACAGGGCGCGAGGUGGACUGGCAAGGAUAUUCAAGCUGACGAGGUUGUUGAGGACGUGCAAUUAGGAUGGGAUGCCAAAAGGGACCGCUGGAACGGGUACGACAGUCGAGAGUACAGUGCCGUUGUCAAAGAAUACGAAGAGCUCGAAGCCAUCAAGCGCGCGGCGGCAGGCCAAAAGGAAGAUGGCAACGGCACCGCUACUCCGGAUUCAUCUGACGCCCGGUACGGUGAAGAAACAGACAUGGGCCGUUCUCAACCAACCUCGACGCGUCAACUCCGCCUGCGUGAAGAUACAGCAAACUACCUGAAAAACCUCGAUCUUGAUUCCGCCCGCUACGAUCCAAAGACGCGCUCCAUGGAUAAAUCGGCCGCAGAGAUUGCAGAAGGUGCCGAUGCAGAUGAAGGCUUCGUCCGCCCAGCGGCUACGAACGACGACGCCGCCGAAUUCGAGCGGGCGCAACGUUACGCAUGGGAAACGCAGGAGAACAAUCCGAACCCGUCCCAAAUGAAGAAGUUACAUUUACAGGCAAAUCCAACCGAGGGCGAAAUCCUACGCAAGAAGCAAACGCAAGAGGCAGCGGAGAAGAAGGCGGCUGCUCGGAAAGCUCUGCUAGAGAAAUACGGCGGGAACGAAUAUCUCUCGACAGAAAGCGGCGACCAACAACACCCGACCAAAAGAGUCAAGCACCACAAUGUCAUUGCCAGCGAGCGGUACGUGGAGUACGACGAAUCAGGACACAUCAAAGGAGCUGAACGCACGGUCGCGCGCUCCAAAUACCCCGAAGAUAUCUUCCAGAACAACCACACGUCGGUAUGGGGCUCGUGGUGGAAGGACUUCAAGUGGGGCUACGCGUGCUGUCAUUCCACGGUGAAGAAUAGCUAUUGCACGGGCGAAGAGGGACGGCUGGCAUGGGAGGCAAGCGAGGGGAUGAGGACGGGCCAGUCGCUAUUGCAGAUCGAAGAAAAAGACAACGGCGACAGCGAGACAAGCACGGGACAGAGAGGAUCCGCGGUAGAAAGGAAUGAAGACGCAAACACUACUGCAUCCUACACAUCUGCAACCGACAGAACGGAAGCCGUUCAGGACGACGAAGGCCAAGGAAGACCACGUCUCGAACAAGACGGCCGAGACGUCCGAGAGCGCCAGAAGGAAGUCGACGAAGCAGAAACCGGUACGGCCGCCAGCGCCAGAGAGAAGGCGAAGGCGAAAGCGACGCAAACGUCGACGCACACUACAAGUACCAAAAAGCGCACGUUGCAAGAACUCCAGUCCGGCAUCUCAGAGGAGGAACUCGAAUCGUUCAAGCGCAAUCGCAUGGCCGCCGACGAUCCCAUGGCCAAAUUGCUGGGCAAGGACGAGUUGAUUGAGUUGGAAUGA
Molecule: messenger RNA, 1665 nt
Organism: Cladophialophora psammophila CBS 110553
Lineage: Eukaryota; Fungi; Ascomycota; Eurotiomycetes; Chaetothyriales; Herpotrichiellaceae
Exons: 1
Coding region: 1-1665 (554 amino acids)
Biological process (GO): mRNA splicing, via spliceosome
Cellular component (GO): spliceosomal complex
Molecular function (GO): pre-mRNA 3'-splice site binding
Source: RefSeq, a predicted model, not a curated record